Papilio machaon (common yellow swallowtail) is the source of this 1594-nucleotide messenger RNA. RefSeq names its product UDP-glucosyltransferase 2-like. The record is from RefSeq and is a predicted model, not a curated record. Bases 29 to 1579 code for a protein of 516 amino acids. The transcript has 4 exons. Lineage: Eukaryota; Metazoa; Arthropoda; Insecta; Lepidoptera; Papilionidae. Gene Ontology annotation, molecular function: UDP-glycosyltransferase activity.
ACUUCUGAGACAUCGCUUGUAACAAACGAUGACACCAAGAUUAUCAAUUUUAUAUUUACUAUGUUUAACAUUACCAUUCAUAGAAAAUGCUCGAAUAUUGGGUGUAUUUCCGACUCCAUCAAUCAGUCACCAAGUUGUUUUUCGUCCUCUGACACACGAAUUGGCAAGACGAGGACAUGAACUUAUUGUUAUAACAACGGAUCCUGUACAUCCAAAAGGACCUGGAAAUUUAACUGAAAUAGACGUCCACGAUUUGUCUUAUACGAGAUGGAAUAAAGGUAUGUCAAAAAUCGAAGAUGGUUCCAGAGAUGUUACGAAACAAAUGGAAGCAAUGGAGCAGAUAAACUAUGAAAUUUUCGAAGAGCAGGUGAAAUCUAAAAGUGUACAAAAGUUAUUGUCGUAUGAACAUGAUCAUUUCGACUUGAUACUUGCCGAAGCUUACGUAGGAUAUACUCUGGGAUUUUCACAUGUUUUUAAAGCGCCAGUCAUUUUAGUAAGUUCUUUCGGCGGAGUAUGGGAUAAUUACGAUGCUAUGGGAGCACCAACACAUCCAUUGUUAUAUCCGAGUAUGUUAAGAGAUAGAUUGAACAAUAUAACAAUGUGGGAAAAGAUUAUUCAGUUAAAAAAAGAACAUAAAAUGAGACAUCUCGCUAGAAAUUAUGAAAAAAUUAACAAAUUUUUAAAGAAAGUAUUUGGUGCGGACAUUCCUCCGGUUCAGAAAUUAUUUGACAAUGUGGCAAUGUUGUUUUUAAACGUGCAUCCUAUUUGGGACAGCAAUCGUCCCGUGCCACCCGGUGUCAUCUACAUGGGUGGGUUACACCAGAAUCCGAUAAGAGAUUUACCUAAGGAUCUAAAAUUACAUCUCGACUCUUCGAAGAACGGAGUUAUUUACUUUAGUUUGGGCACAAACGUAAAACCGUCUCACGUGCCUCCAGAAAAGUUGCAAGCUAUUAUAAACGUAUUUUCACGACUGCCGUAUGAUGUUCUUUGGAAAUGGGACAAUGAUGAACUGCCGAGUCGUUCAAAUAAUAUAAAAAUAUCAAAAUGGCUUCCACAAUCUGAUUUACUGAGGCAUCCGAAAGUAAAAUUAUUUAUAACUCAGGGAGGUUUACAAUCGACCGAUGAAGCUAUUACUGCCGGAGUACCUCUUAUUGGUAUACCAUUACUCGGAGAUCAAUGGUACAAUGUUGAGAAAUAUGUGCAACAUAAAAUUGGAGUUAGAAUUGACAUAAAUUCACUGACAGAAGAAAUGUUUGAAAACGCGAUACACAAUGUUAUCAACGACAAAAGCUAUCGUGAGAACAUAGUGCGUCUCCGCAGUAUAAUGCAGGAUCAGCCGCAAAGUCCGCUAGAGCGCGCCGUGUGGUGGACAGAGCACGUGCUGCGUCAUGGCGGAGCGCGUCACUUGAGGAGUCCGGCAGCAAACAUUUCCUGGACUCAAUAUUUAGAAUUAGAACUUUUAUUUACUUUAGCUACUGUGUUAAUACUGUCACAAAUUAUUCUGUUUUUGGUUAUCAAAAUGGUUUGGAGUUUUGUAAAUUCAAAUGUGACUACAAAAAUGAAAAAUAAAAAGCCGUAAAAUUUUUUAAAAAAG